GGCAUAAGCGAUUUAAUCACAACACAGAGGUUCCCCUUUUUAUUAGACGUAAGAUCUCUGCUGAGGCGGACCUGCAAUGGUGAGGGACCAAGACACCGUGAGCAAACAGAAAUGGUCAACCCUGCUCCUUAUGUAUGGGGGCUGGGUAACAGGGAUACUGGGUGUCGCUCAACCCUCUUCCAUAGAAAUACAGCAGUCCUCUUUUCUGGUUUUUGGACACAAGGUCACCCUGAACUGCAGGGUUUCACGGUUCUACCCUUGGAACGCUUCAGUUCUAUGGUUCCACAGGGGUACUCCAGUAUCGCCUGGCAGCAUCACUGAGAACAUCACCAUGAACGAUGACGGCACUUUCUCCCUGCUCAGUCAGUAUAAGUUCAGCCCCACGGUGAAGGAUAACAAUGCAGAGUGUGUCUGCCAGGCCUCUCACCCAGCCUGGACAGAGACAAAGAGAACCAGCAUCGCCGUCAGUGUCCGGUAUGGCCCAAUUGUCAAUGUGACCUCUAACUUAAAGGCUGUGACUAAUGGCUCAGGACGUGUAACAUGUGGGUCCACCCUGAACCUGAUGUGUGCUGCUGAUGGGAACCCCAAGCCUAUGACACACUGGCUGGGGGAAAGCAUUGAAGGAGCGCACUAUGAAGAGACCCUUCAUAUCCCUGCAGUGCAGAGGGAACACGAGGGUCUUUAUUGGUGUGUGGCAAAGAACAUGUAUGGAGAGCAGAACACCAGCAUCACACUGUUGGUGUCCUGCAGUGAUCGUAACAUUAACACUGAUGGAAAUAAAACAGUUUGUGGCCUGGCUCUCAUUCCAUUUGCCUGGGUUACGGGCAUAGUCAUCUGUCUGCUGAAAAAAGGAAGGAGAAAGAACAACGCACUUGCAGGCCAAGAAACUGUUGUCUACGCUGAGGUGAAAAACCAGGAAGAGGUUCUUCCAGCUGCAGAGAGCAGAGUGAGGCAAUAAAAGAGGCCAGAAGAGGGAAGAGGGAAGAAAAUAAGGCCUGCAUUUCACCCUAAAAACAGGGGCUCCUGGAUGUCCUCAGUACCACUAAAAUAUAAAUGUAUGCAUGAACAUGCAAUAACAUGGAAAAUGCAAGGUCCAGAAAGCUUUUCCAAAAAAAUGUAUUACGUAUUGUACAAAUAAUUCAUUAGCCAGGUGGAAGCUAAGAUAUGGCAUGUUCUCUGAUUGAGUAAGUCCUGAAAGCUCUCUGAAUUACUGGAAGUGUUUUGUUUCGCAAUGUUAUACUUUUUUUUUUCAUGGUUGCUUAGUGACUGGAAACCAUGUUCAAAAAGUAAAACAGUAUUUUAAAUACAC
Anguilla anguilla (European eel) is the source of this 1309-nucleotide messenger RNA. Its product is annotated as myelin-associated glycoprotein-like. NCBI's taxonomy places the organism in Eukaryota, Metazoa, Chordata, Actinopteri, Anguilliformes, Anguillidae. The transcript has 7 exons. The coding region runs from base 77 to 958 and encodes 293 amino acids. The record is from RefSeq and is a predicted model, not a curated record.